UGCAUGAGCCGUACACCUAUUUAGGUUGUUGAAAUACAUCCGGAUUUUGGAACUGCAAGUGUGUCUUCAUCCUGACCGUCCAAUCGAAUUCAAGAGAAAAAAGGGGUAACAAUAACAAAAGGAGUAUUGUCUCAUGCUUUUAUUCAACAAAACUCACAACAAAGAUCCAAUUCCUCCCUCAUUCGGGCAUCAACCAAUCUCACUCCGUCUUCAUUAUCACAACACACAGGUAAACCAAAAACUUCCCAAAUAAUAAAACAUCAAACAGUAAAUAAAUAUAAAAACAGAAGCAAUUAAAAGAAGAUUCCAUUCAAUUCAAUUCAAUCCAAUUUCUCCCCAACUUCUCGCCUCACGCAUGACUUUUCUUUCUUGAUCAACGAACAUAUCCAUGGUCCUCCACCCUCUACAAACACAAUAAUAUUGUAAUUAAAGAUCUAAUUAAACCAAUGUUUUCCCUACAAAACUUUAAGUUGGUUGGACCAGUCUCCUUGUAAAAAUAUUUACUAUUUUCCCUAAGAAAAUAAAAAUCCAAAUCCAAAUCCAAAUCCGAACCCACCUCAAAUUUUCCUACCAGAUUCCUGUUCUUGAUAUCAUCCAACAAAAACCGUGUUCUUAUUAAUCAAUCCUAUACAGGUAUUCACUACCAGAUUUGUACAGUUUUGGAUCAUCAAGAUUUGUUGUGAUGUUUAUCUAGGGCUAGCCUAUUAUAUUACUGUUUGUGUUUUUAUUCAUCCAGAUGCUUGAAUUUAUAUUGGGUAUUGUUUUUUCUGCAACAUGCAAUCCUAAUCUUGUGCUCAUCUGGUUGUGUAUCCAGGGUUUUUUCCCCUUCUUUUCUGAUCCCCCUUUUUCUUGCACUUUUUAGGGAUUUUGACCAGGUCAAUCGCAUAUUGUUUUUAUUGCAAGUGGGUUCUGAGUCAGUCCUGCUUUUGCUUUGUUUUUUUUAUCAGUUAUUGUUCUGUAAAUCCUAAAUUAAUUGAUUGAUGUGUUCUGGGUAACUUUGACAAUCUGGGUAAGGCCAGGUUUCAUUGAAGUUUACAUCCAUAUUUUAACAUCUGGGUCUGAACUGCAUUUGUCCAAGGACAACUGCAUCUCUCUCUUUUGUUUUGGGAUAAACUGAUAAAGUAUUAUUCAUAAAAUCAGAGAAUCUUGAACAAGAACUUUUGAGAAAACAACUUCAUGAUGGGGACAGAACUCAUCAGGCGUCAUGUCAAAGAAGAAACCAUGGAUAUUCCAUCAAUUCCACCAGGGUUUGAAUCGAUUACAGCCUUUUCUCUUAAAAGAGUUGAGGACAACAAAGUUUCUGUCCCCAUGAGUGUUUCUGAACAACAUCCAGUCAAGAACGAAUCAGGUAUCAAGCACAAUGAUGAUGAUGAUGAUGAAACGAUUAAGAGGUCUGUUAGACCUAGACCUUGGAUAAACUAUGGGCGUUUUGAUAGCAAUUCAGGGGAUGAGUCUGAAUCUGAAAAGAGCCAAACUUCAAGCAAUCCGAUCUCUAAAGGGGUUAUUCGUGGAUGUGAAAAGUGUAGCAACUGCCAAAAGGUUAUUGCAAAAUGGCGUCCAGAAGAAGCUCGAAUCCCUGAUCUUCUUGAAGCUCCUGUGUUUUACCCAAGUGAAGAGGAGUUUGAAGAUACUCUGAAGUACAUUUCAAGCAUAAGAGAAAAAGCUGAAGCAUAUGGAAUUUGUCGAAUAGUUCCACCUUCAUCAUGGAAGCCUCCAUGUCCUCUUAAGGAAAAAACCGUAUGGGAAAAUUCAACUUUUGCUACUCGUAUCCAAAGAGUUGAUAAACUUCAAAACCGUGAUUCAUUGACCAAAAUGUUGACUCCUAAUUACCAUAAGAAAGCGAAAAAAAGAAGAUGUGUGAAAACAGAGUUUGACCAAAAGAUUCACGGGUCAGACCCUGUUGACCCAAUGGUUCCUGAACCUUGUUUUGGGUUCGAACCCGGUCCACGCUUCACACUUAAUGAGUUUCAAAAGUAUGCAGAUGAUUUCAAGACUCAGUAUUUCAGAAGAAACGAAAUGAAUACAAAUCAAGAUUCGUGGGACCCAUCUUUAGAAAACAUCGAGGGUGAAUACUGGCGUAUGGUAGAACGACCUAGUAAAGAAAUCGAGGUUCUUUAUGGUGCUGACCUGGAAACGGGUACAUUCGGUAGCGGGUUUCCAAAAGAUCCGUGUCAAGUAUCCGGGUCAGAUGAAAAUGAUAUAUCUGGUGUUCUUGUCCCAUGGUUGUACAUUGGAAUGUGCUUUUCAUCAUUCUGUUGGCAUGUUGAAGAUCAUCAUCUAUAUUCAAUGAAUUACAUGCAUUUUGGUGCUUCAAAGAUGUGGUAUGGUGUACCUGGAAAAGACGCCAUUAAAUUGGAAGCAGCCAUGAAAAAGCAUUUACCUAACCUUUUUGCAGAGCAACCUGAUUUGCUUCACAAACUUGUGACACAACUUUCACCUUCCAUAUUAAAAUCCGAAGGAGUUCCGGUUUUCCGAUGUGUUCAAAAUCCAGGAGAAUUUAUUUUGACUUUUCCACGAGCAUAUCAUUCAGGAUUCAACUGUGGGUUCAAUUGUGCAGAAGCAGUCAAUGUAGCCCCUGUUGACUGGUUGCCACAUGGGCAUAAUGCCAUUGAGCUUUAUCGUGAACAGGCUCGAAAAACCUCAAUUUCUCAUGAUAAAUUGUUACUUGGAGCUGCAAGAGAUGCUGUAAAAGCUCAUUGGGAACUUAAUCUACUUAGAAAGAACACACCUGAUAACUUAAGAUGGAAGGUUGUUUGUGGGAAAGAUGGGAUUCUAUCCCAAACCCUAAAGGCACGUGUGGAAAUUGAGCGUGUAAGGAGGGACUUUCUUUGCAACACUUCUCAAGCUUUAAAAAUGGAGGCAACUUUUGAUGCGACAAAUGAGAGAGAAUGCAGCAUUUGCUAUUUUGACUUGCAUUUAUCGGCUGCAGGUUGUCACAACUGUUCACCUGAAAAGUAUUCAUGUUUAAAUCAUGCAAAACAGUUUUGCUCGUGUGCUUGGGGUUCAAAGUUUUUUCUUCUUCGUUAUGACAUUAAAGAUUUAACCAUUUUGGUUGAGGCGUUAGAGGGAAAAUUAAGUGCUAUAUACAGAUGGGCAAAACUCGAUCUUGGACUUUCUUUGACUUCAUACGUAUCUAAAGAUACCUCACGACCCUUGGGGCUUAAUGGGCCCAAUGACAAAGAGGUGAAAGAGCAAAAAGGGCAAGAGAAGGUCCAAGAAAUCUUGAAUAAGCCCAAUGAGAAUGUUAUUCUGGUUAGUGAUGAUGAAGGUGACAAUAAACCGGUUCGAACCGAUUCGGUUUCAGGGUGCACCGGGGGUGAAGCUCAAGUGAAAAAAGAAGCCAUCGAGUCACACCCGGAAAACCUUUCUUGCCAUAGAGUUUUGUCAAAAGACACGGGUCCCACUAAGGAUCUUUCAAGUGUAAAAGAGUCUAGCAAUGGGGAAAAUACGGGUGUGUUAUCGCAGCAAAUACCGAAGUGUGGGAGUGGAGUACAAAAUAAGGAGGACAAAAUUGUAAUUAUUGGAUUAUACGCAAAUACAAGGCCAGGAAACAACGUACAAAAUGCUGCUUCUGGAAGUCCGUCAUGCACUCAAACAAACCCCCGCCAAAAAGGGCCCCGCAUGGCAAAAGUUGUUAGAAGGAUAAAUUGUCAUGUGGAGCCUUUGGAAUAUGGCGAGGUCCAAUCGGGAAAGUUUUGGUGCGAUAGUCGUGCCAUUUACCCUAAAGGUUUUCGGAGUCGGGUUAAGUACAUAAAUGUUUUAAAUCCUACGGAUAUGUGCUAUUAUGUUUCGGAAAUUCUUGAUGUGGGAAAGAAUAGACCGUUAUUUAUGGUUUCAUUGGAGAAUAAUCCAAAUGAAGUAUUUGUACAUUUAUCUGCAGCAAGAUGUUGGGAAAUGAUUAGAGAGAGAGUUAACAACGAGAUCUCAAAGCAACAUAAGUCAAGAAUAUUAAAUCUUCCACCUUUGCAGCCUCCCGGAAGUCUUGAUGGCAUGGAAAUGUUUGGUUUUUCCUCGCCUUCCAUCUUGCAGGGUAUACAGUCGAUGGAUAGGAAUCGUGUAUGCAAAGAGUAUUGGGAAUCGCGACCUUUUCUGUCUCAAUCCCACAAGGAAGGUGAGAACUCAUUAAAGAUUCAGGAAUUAAAUAUUCCUGAUUGCAACAAAAACAGCGGUUUGACUACAGAUUCUGAUGAUAUUGUAUCGGGUCUGUUUAAAAAGGCGAAUUUAGAGGAGAUAAAUUCGUUCUUGAGUGUUUUGGGUAAUGAUGAUUCGAGUGGUGAUAAAGGAAAGAGAAAGUUAAUGAGACUUUUAAAUGAAGAGAUUGGUAAACGAUCUAGAUGACAAUUGGCAAAGAUUUGUAAAUUCUUUCAUCUUUAUAGUAGUUAUUAUACUGGGACUAGUAGAGUUUCGGGUUUAAUUACCUUUUUUUUUUGGUAGGGUUUAAUGUAGAGCUAAACUGGAAAAUUGUUGAGAGACUUAUUUGUUUUUGGGAUUAACAUUCAUUUUAACAGAUUCAUUUCAUAAGUUUCUAUCAUCAUCUUAUUAUUCUC
Lactuca saligna is the source of this 4547-nucleotide messenger RNA. Lineage: Eukaryota; Viridiplantae; Streptophyta; Magnoliopsida; Asterales; Asteraceae. The record is from the annotation of a GenBank genome assembly.